Doryrhamphus excisus (bluestripe pipefish) is the source of this 2296-nucleotide messenger RNA. RefSeq names its product arginine/serine-rich coiled-coil 2 (gene rsrc2). Lineage: Eukaryota; Metazoa; Chordata; Actinopteri; Syngnathiformes; Syngnathidae. The record is from RefSeq and is a predicted model, not a curated record.
ACUUUGCUUUCGGUCGCUUAAACAUACGCAGUUAUUACAUCUACAUAUUAUAUAGCAUCUAAUCACAUUGACACAAAUAGUCAAAUACAUGUACUCGGAUCUUCACAAUAUUUGUGCUUCUGCGACAAAGCUUACUAACCACUUAGAAAUGUUCAUGUCGCCUUGUAUAAUAACAAAAUCAGUACACAAAAUAUAAUAUGUAGAACUUUUCACCCGGGCCUGACGAUUAAACAGCGAAUGCUGGGGUGAAAUGUAAUAAAACACUACCUGUUCAUCUAUGUUUAUUUUAUGAAUGCGCAUCAGCAUCGGGUAUUAGAUAGGUAGCAUUGAGGUUGCCAGGUCGGCUCUAUUUCAGUCAAUUUGGUGGUGUAAUAAAAGUAAGUAAGUAUUACCUUAGAUAAGUGUUAAUAUGUUAAGUGUUAAUAUAUUCUUCUAUUUAAUGAACUAGUUUGUUCGAUAUUGUUUAUGCUCUUCUUUUGUAAUAAAAAAUUCACCAGUUGGGUGCGGAUAUCGAGUGAAAUUUGGCAACUCUGUUCAACGUAACAUCCAUGUAUCUAGCUAGCGGCUUAGCAUCUAUUUGAUUUGAGGCAAUCUGACGACGACGCAUGAUACAAAGAGCUCUCCAAGAUUAUGUCUGAUCUACUGCAAAACUGCUAGCCAAAGAUCCACCAUCCAAGUUUUUAAGGUCCUCCUGCAAAAAUGAAAGUGACCACUCUGUAGACCAUCCCAGAUCAGACUCGUCAACCCAACACAGAAAAAGGCCCAGCAUGGACUCCUCCAGAUCUCCCAGAAGCUCCAAACACCGUCAUUCUCGCUCACGGUCACGAUCCAGGGACCGAAAACGGAACAGGAAGCACAGACGCAGUCGCAGCAGGAGCAAAGAGGCACGAAAGAGGGACUCGGAGAAGCCGUCCAAGUCUCACAAGCAGACGGACGAGUACCAUCACCACCACCAACACGAGAGACUCGCAGCUGAGGACGGAGACGAGCGGUCCAAACGCAAGGACAGGAGGUCCCCCCGAGGGCGGAGCUCUUCCCGAUCGCACUCACGAGACAGGCGUCAUCACAGCAGAAGCAGGGACAAGCGACGAUCGCGAUCACACAGCCGGGACAAGAAGCGGAGGCCUCGCUCGCGCUCGCGCUCAAGGUCCAAACAUCGGCAUCACAGCAGAAGUCGCAGCAAGAGCAGGGAGCGAAAGAAAAAGAUAGAAAAGGCGCGCAGGAGAAGUCGCAGCACGACUCCUAAUCCGCCUGUCUUCCGGGGCCGUAACACGGCGAUGGACGCACAGGAGGCCCUUGCUAGAAGGUUAGAGCGAGCCAAGAAACUCCAGGAGCAAAAGGAGAAGGACUUGUUAGAAAAACGACAACAGGAGAUUGUUGCAGGGGCCACUCCGACCGCUUGCGCUGCUGCGGCAGCCACUGCCACCUCAGCGAGCCCCGCCCUCAAUGUAGCAGCCCUGUUGGCUUCCGGGACGCAGGUGACGCCACAGAUCGCCAUGGCGGCCCAGAUGGCGGCGCUUCAAGCCAAAACGCUGUCCGAGACCGGCAUCGCCGUUCCCAGCUUCUAUAACCCGUCCGCUGUCAACCCGUCCAAGUUUGCCGAGCAGGAAAAAAAGAGGAAAAUGUUGUGGCAAGGAAAGAAGGAAGGGGACAAGUCACAGACGGCAGAGUUGUGGGAGAAGCUGAACUUUGGAAACAAGGACCAAAAUGUUAAAUUUCGCAAAUUAAUGGGGAUUAAAGGUGAAGACGACGGGGAAGCGUCCAAACCACUUAACGACGAAGGUCUUAAGACGCUCCAGAAGCAAGAGGAGAUGUUUCGGAACCUUGACGUCCAGUACGAGAUGGCUCGAUCUCAGACUCACACCCAGCGAGGAAUGGGCCUGGGCUUUUCCUCUGCAUUUUCCCGCGGAAUGGAUUCCAUCUAGCACCCUCAUGGAUGGACACCAUACAGGACUUCCAGCUCAUGGCUAUAGGCUUUUCAGCUUGCAUGGAUAAUUUAUUCAUAGAGGACCGUGUGUGUGUGUUGGAGGGGGGCGGGGGGGGGGGGGGGUGUAUAUAACAAGAAGCUGAGCUCAUCCCAGCAUCCAUGCAGUGUUCCGUCACUUUCAAAUGGAUGAUAGCUCUUUCUUUAAAUCCUGUGGUAGUUUUUUAAACAUGUGAUUGGUUCAGUUACAUGCAUAUACAAUGUGAACACUGUUUUCAUUUGUUUUGCUAAAGGGUACUAAAAGAAAUCCCAUACAGUACACUUUGUAUUUCUUCAUUUGGGGAAACGACGCUCCAGACCAGGGAUGCCGUA